This is a messenger RNA of Carassius auratus (goldfish), 862 nucleotides long. Its product is annotated as glycolipid transfer protein-like. The record is from RefSeq and is a predicted model, not a curated record. Bases 150 to 779 code for a protein of 209 amino acids. Gene Ontology annotation, cellular component: cytoplasm; cytosol; membrane. Gene Ontology annotation, biological process: ceramide transport; intermembrane lipid transfer. Gene Ontology annotation, molecular function: ceramide 1-phosphate transfer activity; ceramide 1-phosphate binding. NCBI's taxonomy places the organism in Eukaryota, Metazoa, Chordata, Actinopteri, Cypriniformes, Cyprinidae. The transcript is spliced from 5 exons.
GCGGAGCAUGUGACAGCUAGAAGGAGAAGUGAAUAGUAAACGCUGUCUGUCUGUCCGGCGUCAGUUCCGGGUUCUGUUUUCAUUACUGCUGUGUUGUCCUCGUCUUAUGUUGUAGGGAAAAAAAUAACUUUCGCCCACUUUCGGCAAUCAUGGCUCUCCUAAUGGAGCACCAGUUCCGGCAACUUCCAGCCGACAAACAAGUGGAAACCCGGGCGUUUCUCGAGGCGGUGUCUCACCUUCCUCCUUUCUUCGAUUGCCUCGGCUCUGCUAUUUUUUCCCCAAUCAAAGCUGAUAUCGCGGGUAACAUCACUAAAAUCAAGGCCGUGUAUGACAGCAAUCCUACCAGGUUUAAAACCCUGCAGCACAUUUUGGAAGCAGAAAAGGAGAUGCAUGGAACCGAGUGGCCAAAAGUAGGAGCAACACUUGCCCUCAUGUGGCUGAAAAGGGGGCUACGCUUUAUCCAGGUUCUUCUCCAGAGUCUAGUGGAUGGGGAUAAAGAUGAAAACAACCCUAACCUCAUCAGAGUCAACGUCACCAAAGCGUAUGAAAUGGCAUUGAAGAAGUAUCAUGGCUGGUUUGUCCAGAAGAUCUUUAAAGCAGCACUGUAUGCCGCUCCAUACAGAUCUGAUUUUCUCAAAGCUCUUUCUAAAGGGCAAGAGGUCAAGGAGGAAGAAUGUUUGGACAAAGUGCGGCAGUUCCUAGUAAACUUCACAGCUACUAUUGAUGCCAUCUAUGAAAUGUACACCAAGAAGAAUGCCGAGCUGGACUACACUGUGUGAUCUCACAUUCACACACGAGCAGACUUCAGAUCUCAUCUACUGCUGUCCCACUGGAUCACUGUUGCCUCCCUGCAGACACGUCC